CUGCUACUUUCACUUUUGGUUUGUUGUCAUUGUCAGGGUCAGAUUAUAAGCUAUGCUUCGACAACUGUUAAAUGGUUUCACUACUGGGUCGUUUUCUACAAGUUGUCAGGUACGCAGCUUCAGUCGAUAUAUUCCGGCUAUAAAUGGCUUACUCUGGAAAACGUCAAUUACAAGCUAUCGCCGAAGUGCUCCGAAUUUUUCCCACUUUGCCAUGGAACAUGGGAUAAUAAGUCACCGUAGAGACGUUAAUAACGUACAUGAAUUUAGCAGGCAACUUAUUUCGAGCAAGAGGGUAUCGAAGACUGUGUGUGGAUUUCGAGAAUUGUCUACUGAGAACAAACUGCCAAUUAUUUACUUGUUUACAAAAGAAGGAUGCACCCUGUGUGACAUUGCCGUAGAGGCAUUGAAACCCCACAUGCACAGGUUUGUUCUGAAGGAAGUAGACAUUGAACUACCAGAGAAUGAGAAAUGGUACGAGAUGUACAAGUAUGAUAUUCCGGUGUUUUACAUUUAUGAAGAAUUUCUGUUUAAACAUCGUGUAGAUUUCGAUGCACUUGAGCGAGGGUUAGAAAAAUACAAAAAUGGAUAUGACGUCAGAAAGUGACAGCCAUCUAUUACAAUAAUAAUAUACGAUUGACGAAAAAUCGACACUGUUAUAGGGGUAAAUACUAAACCCAUGGGAUACUACUUAGCGGUGCUCUUACCAACAACUGACAUCAUUCUGUUCGUGUGAUUGAGCCAUGAGCCAGGGUAACAGUACAGUGUGGGGCCUAUACUUUCAUAUUUUUAUCUAUCAAUAAUUAUUAUAGUAGAUCUAUUCGAAGGUGGUUCACGCAACAUCUGGAUUGUAUCAUAGAUACUUUUGAUAUCACAAAAUACUGUUUAAGAUCGUUACCGGUUUUACCAGCGCGGUUUACACUCCGUUCUACCGUCCGUCUUUCCGUCCGUUCAAAGAAAUCUGAAAUAGCUCAAAAUAAUAUCAGCUAUUUGGAUGAUACAUAUGGUACGAAUUUGUAACCUAGCUGCUUUACCUAAAACACAAGAUGGGUUGAUAACAUUUUAUUAUUUUUACUGGAGAAAAAUGUGGUUUGUAUAUGGUUACGGAAAUGGCAAAAUCAAUAGUUAGCGACGGAUAGUAUACACGACAUUUUAUUUAUUUGUUUAAUAAAAAAUGACCAAAGAAAUGGUAAAUAAGACUUGCGGGAUUGCUGUGAUAACCCUAAAAGUGCUUAUGCUGUGUUGACAAAACUUGGUAUGUGGAUGGAGGACUUUGUGGACAUUAUGAAUAUUAGUUUCCUUUUUCAAAUUUUACAAAAAAGUGCUAUGAUGACGAAAAUAGUGAAACAGUUAAAAGGAUAAUAUAUUCAACAUCAGUUGGAAAAAAUAAACUUCUACUUAUAUUUAUGAAACUUUGUACAUAUGUGUGGAUAGGAGGCUUAUUGAGGGUUACACCUUGUUUUAAUUUUACAAGAAAAUGUAGUCAAUACUGUUACUAAUUAAAACAAUGAUUUGAUAUAUACAUAAGCGAUAUUUUGUGAUAAACAGUUGUACCUUUUUUCAACAUAAUGUCUAUUUCCUUAGAAUUGCAUAGCUAUGAAUGCUUUUUAGGAAACAUAAUUUAUGUUGAUAAAAAAUGUGGGACAAAUUCUUUAGUCAGUUUCCCAAUUUAAAUGGGGUGGCAUUGCUUGUUUACAGGUGACGCUAGCAAGCAAAAUAGCAUGAAUUCUGGAAACGCGGUAUCAGCAGAUUGUACAAGCAAUAAAGUCUUUUUAAAA
Ruditapes philippinarum (Manila clam) is the source of this 1775-nucleotide messenger RNA. Its product is annotated as glutaredoxin-like protein C5orf63 homolog. The coding region runs from base 53 to 604 and encodes 183 amino acids. Lineage: Eukaryota; Metazoa; Mollusca; Bivalvia; Venerida; Veneridae. The record is from RefSeq and is a predicted model, not a curated record. The transcript is spliced from 3 exons.